Messenger RNA from Ostrinia nubilalis (European corn borer), 1191 nucleotides. RefSeq names its product molybdopterin synthase catalytic subunit (gene Mocs2B). NCBI's taxonomy places the organism in Eukaryota, Metazoa, Arthropoda, Insecta, Lepidoptera, Crambidae. Gene Ontology annotation, biological process: Mo-molybdopterin cofactor biosynthetic process. The coding region runs from base 1 to 1083 and encodes 360 amino acids. Gene Ontology annotation, cellular component: cytosol. Gene Ontology annotation, molecular function: molybdopterin synthase activity. The transcript has 6 exons. The record is from RefSeq and is a predicted model, not a curated record.
AUGGAUCAUCUCAAACUAACUGUAGAUAAGUUGUCCGUUGAAGCCAUAAACGAUCUAGUGCUAGAUGACAGCUGCGGUGCAGUAUCAAUGUUUGUCGGCACUACUAGAGAUAAUUUUGAAGGAAAAAAGGUGUUGCGGCUUGAAUAUGAAGCAUAUGAGCCUAUGGCAUUGAAAGCCAUGAAGAGUAUUUGUGAUGAAGUAAGAAACAAAUGGCCAGCUGUGUACAGCAUAGCUUUGUAUCACAGACUAGGCAACGUCCCGUGCCGUGAGGCGUCGGUCGUCAUAGCGGUCAGCAGUCCACACAGAGCUGAAUCGUUAGCGGCCGUGGGGCAUAUCAUCGAGAGGCUAAAAGCCAGUGUCCCGAUAUGGAAGCGGGAGGUGUAUGCAACUGCUGCGCCACAAUGGAAGGAGAACACGGAAUGUGCGUGGUCUAGUAUACAUAAGAGAGGGGGACAGCCAGUGUGUGUGAUCGAACCUUCAUCAAACUCAUCACCGUCACCGCCACCACAACAAAUCGGCUCAGAACAAAUCCUAGACAAGAACUUAAUACAAAUAAAUGUAUCCAGCGAAGAACUGCAGCAACGAAUACAGAACUUCAUUGAGAGAAAGAGAGAGCAAGUGAACGUUAAUAACAUUAGAGACUUCAUACCGACUAAAGGAGAAAACGAGACAGAAGAAACGGAAACGUGCGCGCGAGUUAGAACGCAAUUCGUUAGGCGAAGUGAUUGUAAAGGGCAUUUGAAAAUCCGCAAAGUGAACAACGAGUGGGGCCCUCAAACCGUGACGCGGCGCGAGUUUUCCCAAGACCUGCCGUCUGCUGGCCUGCCGCCCUCCAUAGCUGAGAGAGUCCUUGCAGUAGAAGACUAUCUGAACAUCAAGUCGGUAUCCCGAGACGUGUUCAAGAGGCUCAAGGAUAUUGAGGACAAGAUCGCGUACUUGCAGUCGGUGUCGCCGGAGUAUGCUCAGUUUUGGAAAAACAACAACGUCAAAGACGAAGAGAAAGAGCAGCAUUCAAUGGACUAUACGUUCUCUGCCGACGACAUAGCGCGCAAAAUCGAACUGCUGGAGAAGCAAGCAUCGUAAUUCCUUUUGGUCUUUUUUGACAAGUUCUAAUUUUUCAUUUGUCAAUCAUAACACAUGACAAUAAGAUUCAAAAUACGUCCUGCUGGUUCGCGAUGUAGUUUAAAUAUA